AUGCCUAGUGUCGCACUCCCCGUUAUCCGUCACUACAUUGCGGCUCCUCCGACUCGGGAGAAACUGGACUAUGCGGACCUUGCGAUCCUCGACUUCUCCAAAAUAGGCACUCCAGAGGGCCAUGCUGAGCUGUCCGUCCAGCUGCGCGAUGCGAUGACCACCAAUGGUUUUUUCUACAUUGUGAAUCACGGCCUCACGCAAGCCGAGAACGAUCGCAUGUUUGACAUUACUGACGUGGCGCUGUGUGGUGUUCCCGAGGAAGAGAAACGCAACUACUUGGCGAACAUUAGUGACGGGUCGAACGAAGGCUACAAGCUCAGGGCGUAUCUGCAUAUCGACGGCGGAGUCCGUGAUCAGUUUGAAUACUACAACAUAAACGAAGAUAUAAGUUGCAAGCAGCACCCCAAGGCGGUACGGCCUCUGCUCCCAGAGGUGGCAGAGUUCGCGAAGUUCAACCAUUACCGAAUUCUGCACCCUCUCAUGCGACUAUUUGCCCUGGGCUUAGAGCUCCCGGAGGAUACGUUUGUGAACAUGCACAACUUCGAAGCCGUUGGAGAGUCAUAUGUUCGCAUGAUGAAAUACUAUCCGAGGUCUGCCGACGACGAAGUCAACGCGAAGCAAGUGUGGCUCAAGGGUCACACCGACAUCGGCACCGUUACUAUUCUUUGGAGCCAACCAGUCACGUCCUUACAGGUUCUCAUGCCGGAUGGCCAAUGGCGCUACGUGAGACACAUUGAUAACGCACUUGUCGUUAACUCCGGUGAUGCUAUGGAAUUUCUAUCGGGCGGCUUCUACAAACCGACCGUCCACCGCGUCGUCCAGCCUCCCCAGGACCAGCGGGGCUACAAUCGCCUUAGCGUCAUAUUCUUCGCCAUGACCGAUGACAACGUGAAGCUAGUCCCACGCGCCGAGAGCCCAGUGCUCCAGAACUUGAAGCAUGGUGUUCAACGGCGCUGGGCCGACGAUGCCGACGCCCCCACUAUGGAGGCCUGGCGGAAGGGCGUCACCAGUACUUAUGGCUUGGUCGAGCUCAAGAAGAAGGAAGACGGCACAGAGGAGAACAUUGUGAAUGGAAUCGCGGUGAAGUAUUACAGCUGA
Messenger RNA from Rhodofomes roseus, 1098 nucleotides. RefSeq names its product Clavaminate synthase-like protein. The record is from RefSeq and is a predicted model, not a curated record. The coding region runs from base 1 to 1098 and encodes 365 amino acids. The transcript is spliced from 9 exons. Lineage: Eukaryota; Fungi; Basidiomycota; Agaricomycetes; Polyporales; Fomitopsidaceae. Gene Ontology annotation, molecular function: dioxygenase activity.